This is a messenger RNA of Cherax quadricarinatus, 2335 nucleotides long. Lineage: Eukaryota; Metazoa; Arthropoda; Malacostraca; Decapoda; Parastacidae. The record is from RefSeq and is a predicted model, not a curated record.
GGUGCUCCCUACAUAGCAAGAUACACAAAUCUGUAUAAGUCCCAUUUGUCGCAUAGAAAAACGGCAUAGAUUAUGUUGCAUCGAGUUUAAGGGCUACAACGACAUGCUGUAUUGUUGCUGUGUUUAAGGGCUACAACAACUCACUGUAUUGUUGCUGAAAUACGAAGGGAGGCACUGGUCAGUGAAUGAGCAAAUAUCGAACUUAUUAAGCUGAAGGAAUCUUACAGGAAACAAGAAUCUCAAGAAGAACUAGAAACCAUAAAGGAAACUGAAAAAAAGCCAAAUCUAAGGGUAAAACAACAUCCAAUAUUGGACCAAUACUUAGGCGAGAUGGUAUACCCCAGGUAAAGACUAUAACGAUAUGCUGUAUUGUUGCUGCAUUUAAGAGCUACAAUGACUCACUGUAUUGUUGUAGUAUUUGAGGGCUACAACAAAACACUAUUGUUGUGAAGGACUACAACAACGUAUUGUAUUGUUGUAUUUAAGGACUAAAACGACACGCUUCAUUGUUGUUGUUUAAGAACUACAAUAACUGGAGCUGUAUUUUUGUUGUGUUUAAGGGUUACUAUACCUUAAGCUGUAUUGUUGUAUUAAGGGCUACAGCAAGCCGAGCUGUAUUGUUGCUGUAUAUAAGGGCCACGACUCCCUGAGCCAUAUUGCAAGCAAAUUUAAACAAUGACAUCACGCAGGCAUCAUUAAUAUAUUUGGAGCCAAACAGGCGUCGUGAGUAUAAAUAAACACUUUAUAAAUGCAACAAAAAAGUGUACAUAAGCUUAACAUUACUGAGCUUUAUUUUUUCUGAUACACCUGAUAUACAGGCAGAUAAAGCCCUGACUUUAUUAUUAGAGAGAGGAGAAACCGGUAAAUGAGAACAGCCAUAAAACAGUGUACCAUAACGGUACAGUAGUAAGUCACAGCUAUGAAAUAGUGAAUUACAUGGGUGAAACAGCAGAUUAUAUGAGUGAAACAGUGGUAGAUUAAAGUGGUGAAAGAGUGGACUGCAACAGUGAACCAAUAAGUACAACGGUGAACUAGUAAAUUAAUGGAGAAACAGUAAAUUUGCAAAUGUGAAACUGGUUAAGAUGGUGAAACUGUAUGUCGCAUUAAAAUUAACGUGGUGAGACUAUAGUCUACAACGGUGAAAUGGUAGAUUACAACAGCCAACGGUAUCUGUUGAUGGUGGAACAGUAUACAAUAAGAGUUCAAAAUCAGUGAAAAGCAAUAUUAGAAGAAUUUGUACAGUAAAGAAUAAAUGGAACGUAAACAGUAGUAGCAACAGCAACAGUAAUAAUAACAGCAACAACAAUAACAUUAACAUCAACAGUAACGAUAACAGCAACAUCAGAAGCAACAACGGUAACAACAGCAAUAGUAACAAUAACAGCAACAACAGUAACAACAGAAACAGCAACAGCGAGUCAUUUAGAAAAUGAGUUCUGACGAAGCAAAGAAAAUAUCUGAAGUAGAUGGGGUGUGGUGCGGCAGCAGGUGUUGGCAGCACCUGCGUCAGUAUCCAGCAGUCAGGAGAGUGGUGGGUCAUGUUUCUCUGCUGCUGCUGCUGCUCCUCUACACCAGCCUGGGAGCUAAGGUAUUUCAGUCUCUGGAACACGAGGUGGAGAUGGAACAGCAGCAGCAGCUGUGGACACAGCUGCACUACGAGAGACAGCAGCUCAUUCAACAGCUGCUGAACUUUACGAGCUUACAGCAGAGACAGAAGCAACAGCAGACCCAUGAACAGCAGCUGCAACAGCAGACCCAUGAACAGCUGCAACAGCAGACCCAUGAACAGCAGCUGCAACAGCAGACCCAUGAACAGCAGCUGCAACAGCAGACCCAUGAACAGCAGCUGCAACAGCAGAUCCAUGAACAGCAGCUGCAACAGCAGACCCAUGAACAGCAGCUGCAACAGCAGACCCAUGAACAGCAGCUGCAACAGCAGACCCAUGAACAGCAGCUGCAACAGCAGAAGAUUCAGAUGGAGACAGGGACAUCCGGAGAGGAGACGAAGGCAUCCGGAGAGGAGACGAGAACAUCCAGAGAAGAGACGGAUGCAUCCAGGGAGGAGGCUCUGGUGUCUGAGUGGUUGAGGAGAUACGAGGAGGUACUAUUGGAGGCCGGAGAGCCACUCCAGCAGGAAGAAGAGCUUCACUCGAGGUGGACGUACACUCAGGCACUCUUCUUUAGUGCCACUGUCCUUACUACUAUAGGUCAGUCAGCAGGCACUUGUACCAUGUACCUGCCCGCUUAUAGAUCCAAAGAAAUUGAACUACCCUCAAAUUCUAUUUUCCUCUGGAUCAAACUUGGUUACGCACGAUUAACCCCAGGCACUGCAUGA